AUGAGCGACAUAAAGGAUCCUGUCACUCUGAAAAUAAUCCUCAUAGGGAACACGGGGGUGGGAAAGUCCUCCUUCAUGAACAGAUACGUGAACCACCGCUUCACCAACAUGUACCGGGCCACCAUAGGGACGGACUUCCUCUCCAGAACUGUCACCAUAGAGGAGAACACGGUCACCCUGCAGAUCUGGGACACUGCAGGCACAGAGAGGUUUCAGUCUCUGGGUCCACUUCUGUACAGAGGAGCCCACUGCUGCAUGCUGGUGUUCGAUGUCACGUCCGAGGCCAGUUUCUCUGCCCUGGAUGUGUGGAGGAAGGAGUUUCUGUUCCAGAGCGAACCUCAGGAUCCGGCUGAUUUUCCUUUUAUUGUCGUGGGCAACAAAACCGACCUGAGCGACAGGGAGGUGUCGCGCAGAAAGGCCCUGCAGUGGUGCGAGGAAAUAGGAGCAGAGUACUUCGAAGGGAGCGCCAAGGAGGACCUGGACGUGGAGAAGCCGUUUCUGAGAGCGGCUCAGAGCGGCCUGCAGCAGUACAAAAAACACACAUUGGAAAAUACAGGACAUUUCCAGAUAACCUGCAAACAGCCGAGAGAAACUCGCAACACCUGUGAGUGCUGAGAGAAGCACUCGUCCCAGUGUGGGAGGGAAAGUUCAGAGAGACCUCGGCACUGCUGAUGAUGACCUAUCUAACGAGGGUGCAAAAAUAGUGACCCAGCAAAGGUACUGUGGAAGGAAAGGACACAAUUGUAUACCACAUGGAGAGAGGAACAAACUCAUUAAAUGUUUUUUCUUUUUUUGAGAACCUUCAGCUUAUGGUCUAACUUAAGGCAUCACUACUAAAAUACACUGCUUUUGCAUGCAUGUCUAGUUUUGUUCAACAGACACACUGACACGCACAAAAUUAUGAAUGCAUAUGAAGAGAAAGUUCAUUUCUAGAAAGAAAUCGGGAGAAAUCACAAACGGAUGCCAAGGCGCGAGCCGGAGAAAAAGGCGGCAAGCGGCAAACCUCGGCUCUGCUCUUCCUGGCUGUUACCAUCACAACUGAAUCCGCCCUUACAAAGUAGAUAUACACUCAUGUCCAGUCAGAAACCUCCUCCCUGUACAAGUUUGUACUGUAAUGAACCUAAGCAGUGAUUCAGACUCCUACAGUGAAUCAGCUUGACAGAAGCAAAUUAGAACAAUCAGGGAGACUAUAUAUAUUUAUAUAUAUAUUUGUUUCUUUUAUAAGUAAAGACACAAAAGGCAAUCAAGAGAUGACCAACAUGUAAAAACAGUUUGUUACAGGUAAUUAUAUAAAAGGCCAAGAUGUUUUUUUUUUUUGUUUGUUUUAUUCUUGCUCUAUGAACGAACUAAUUUACAAGUGAGUACACUCCGGCUAUGUAAGCUUUUCUUUCCCAAGACAUCCCCAUUCAAAGACACAUGGGUUGAACAUGUCACAGUUAGCUUGCACACCAUCUGUAGUCUGAAAUACAGAGCCGUGGAAGGAAAAAAAUUAAAAUUUAUUAAAUGGAUUCACAUACAUCAAUAGGGUAGGGAAAAUAUGUCUACUAAUAUAAUUUUGCCAUUCUAAAAAUUAAAGAAGAGGUGAGACACCACAUUCAUGAGCAUAAAAAGCGUCGGACAACUGAUCGGGAUGUUAACGAGGGAAAGGUAUGAAAAGAUCUGAUGGUAACGUUCCUCAUACCCCGUGAAAUUCCAUGUUUGGCAAACGAAGCAACACAAGCAUUGAGUAGUAAACAAAGUAAAAACUCUCCUCUCCCUGGGUCCACUUCAAAGUUCCCUUCAGUCCUAUAACCUCUGCGGUUCUACUUGGAACAGAUACAAAAGUCUUUCUCUCUUUCAAUACCAUCUGUUAACAACAAGAACAUACAACCAACUGAAUGAAGAUUUUUUUUCUUUUUUUUUUUAAAAAUAUAGUGGCACCCUCAACACAGCCACCCAUCUUCCCACGAACACAAACUAUUGGGAUGAACAACAGUUAAAAAAAGUGAUGUUUUUCUUUAAAAAUGCACACAACAUACACAUACACACAGGAGAAAAAAAAAAAAAGAAAAAAAAAAGCUUAAAAAAUACAAAAAUAAACUACACAAAAGAUCUUCUGCGUCAUUGCUUGCUAAUUUUUUGGGAAGAUUUUGCAAGGUUUUUUUUUUUUUUUAUGUGUGUGUGUGUGCUGCAAGUCUCAGUCCUAGCAAAGUCUUGUCAUUCGUUCUCUACAAAUCUCUUUCCUUUGCCAUUCUUUUUUGUCCACUUCAAAGUUUUCGGCCACCGGUCCUCAUCUUGGGGUAAAAAGCGCACAGUGAUGACAUUACCAGGAGAUGGGAGUCCAGUACGAUGACUGUACAGACUUGGUUCUCGAUGAAGCAAAUUUGUUUUUGAGCAAAAAAAGAGAAAGGGAAAAAAAUGAUGUCCUCAUUCGUUGAGGACAAGUGCUUUAUUUGUUUCCAUACCGAUUUUUCCUCUCAUCUAAACUAAUGCCUCCACAGCCUUUUUUUUCAACACUGUACAUCAUUUCAUGUAGUCUCUCUCUACAUCCCCCCCCCUCCCCAGAAUUCACAAAACACAGACGAAGA
Molecule: messenger RNA, 2567 nt
Organism: Stegastes partitus (bicolor damselfish)
Lineage: Eukaryota; Metazoa; Chordata; Actinopteri; Pomacentridae
Product: ras-related protein Rab-7a
Exons: 5
Coding region: 1-615 (204 amino acids)
Biological process (GO): endosome to lysosome transport; phagosome-lysosome fusion
Cellular component (GO): lysosome; late endosome; phagocytic vesicle
Molecular function (GO): GTPase activity; GTP binding
Source: RefSeq, a predicted model, not a curated record